Molecule: messenger RNA, 1603 nt
Organism: Selaginella moellendorffii
Lineage: Eukaryota; Viridiplantae; Streptophyta; Lycopodiopsida; Selaginellales; Selaginellaceae
Product: probable kinetochore protein NUF2
Exons: 11
Coding region: 26-1360 (444 amino acids)
Biological process (GO): kinetochore organization; mitotic spindle organization; attachment of mitotic spindle microtubules to kinetochore
Cellular component (GO): Ndc80 complex; kinetochore
Molecular function (GO): protein-containing complex binding
Source: RefSeq, a predicted model, not a curated record
UGUUUUCUAGGGUUGAUGCUCUUCCAUGGCCGGGUCACGCAACACUUACUCGUUCCCCACGCUCGAGCGGAAGGAGAUCCUCAAGUGCCUGGCGCAGAUCGGCGUGACCGACCUCUCGGAGGAGAAUCUGGUAAAGCCGUCUAGGGAGAUCAUCUGGCCGCUAUACGAGAAUCUGGUGCAAUACCUUGUGGGAAUCCCCAGGAAUGAGCUCCAGCAGCCCGUUCUUGGCGCCUUGGAUUGCGUGCGGCAUCAGGAGCUCUAUGCUGAUUCAGUCGGGACUCUGGCGUCAUUUCGUGCGAUUUCCAAGCUCAUGCAUGCCGCUGGUGUGGAUGAUUUCGGAACCAGGGAUAUUUUCAGGCCGGAGCCGGCUAGAACAGUCCAUGCGCUGAGCGCUGUGAUCAACUUUGCAUACUUCAGAGCGGAGAGGGAACUUCCAGAUACCGAGACUGAGCUUGUGGAUAGAAUCCAGCAAUUGGAAGAAACCAGGAUACAGCUUCAAAACGCAAUUGCUCAAAACGAGGCAGAGCGAAAAGCUGAGGAGCCUCAAGUCCAGAAAUUAUCCGUGGAGGCGAAAGAACUGGAGCAGAAAAUCUACGCUCUCAACAAACAACAGGCCGUGUUGCAAAGCGACAUACGCGGGAUCAAAGAGGAGCUGAAUAAGCUGACUGAAAAGAUUGUAAGCGAGAAAGCCUCUGUUGCUCAAAUGAAACAAGAGGGGUUCCAGCUGCGGACACAGAUUGUACAAUCUCCCGACAAGCUUCGGAAAAUGCUUGAAGACAGGAGGGCGGCUGUUCAGAAUGCGGAAGCUGAGGUUGAAUCGGCCCGUCAAUCUGUUGUCAAAUGGAAGCACAAGUACGAGGCAUACACAAAAGCGAAAAGGAAAGUGCAAAAAUGCCUUGAUAUGAUGGACUCGCUGGACAAGCAGGGGGCUCUUCAGAAGAAAAUGGUGAAAGAUUCGAAGGAGAUGAAGAUGAAACUUAAAGAGAAUGAAGAGAAGCAUUCAGUUAUCAGUGCGCAGCUGGAAAAGCUGAAAAUCGAAGGCCAGCAUUUUCACAAUCUACUGGAGAAGCUAGAUUCGUCCUUCGACGUCAAGUGCCAGGAGGCGGACAAGGAGCUUGAAGAUUUCAGGUUGCAAAAUGCGCCUCUGAUUGAUCAACUGGAUAAACAGGAAGAGCAAAUCGCGAGAAAGCAAGACGAGGUGGAAAUGAUCACAAGUAACUUAAACGAGGCUCGGUCGAAGAAAGAAGCCGGGCUCAAGGCCUUACAUGACGAAGUGGAGCUGAUACAAAACGAGGUUCUGAGAUACAACGAGGACUUGAUGAAAGUGAUUGAGUCCUCCAAUGGACGUUUCGUAGAAUGAGUUACCCACAGUAUGACGCGCGGUACCGGCGCACAACCCAACGCCACUAGAGGCGUUCCAGCUAUGCGUUCACGUUGACUAUUUUGACCGGACGGUUGGAAUGCGCUGACCAAAUGUUUUUAAGCGCCAUUUGUCUAAAAAGUAGGUUUAUAGUUGCGAGCCAAAACCAAAAGGAUUGGAGAUUUGUUUACCAGUGUCACGUUUUAAGCGCAUUCUCAAUCUAACUCCAUCCAUCUCGUGAAA